Morus notabilis is the source of this 808-nucleotide messenger RNA. Its product is annotated as small ubiquitin-related modifier 1. Gene Ontology annotation, biological process: protein sumoylation. Gene Ontology annotation, cellular component: nucleus. NCBI's taxonomy places the organism in Eukaryota, Viridiplantae, Streptophyta, Magnoliopsida, Rosales, Moraceae. Gene Ontology annotation, molecular function: protein tag activity; ubiquitin-like protein ligase binding. The coding region runs from base 169 to 474 and encodes 101 amino acids. The transcript is spliced from 3 exons. The record is from RefSeq and is a predicted model, not a curated record.
ACGACCUCUCUCUUUGUGCAUGUGUAUAUAUAGGUGAAAACAGCGUGAAUCUGACGCUUGAGAGCCAUUGCUGUUUGGUGAGCAGAGAUUCUUUGGGCGAAGAGUCUCUGUAAGGCGGGUUAGGAGAAAAGUAAAUAGUGAGGAGAGAGAUUUCUUUUGGCGGUGAACAUGUCGGCUACCGGCGGAGGAGGCGGCGGUCAGGAGGAGGACAAGAAGCCCGUGGACCAGUCCGCUCACAUCAAUCUCAAAGUCAAGGGCCAGGAUGGUAACGAGGUGUUCUUUAGGAUUAAAAGAAGCACCCAGCUGCGCAAGCUUAUGACUGCAUACUGUGAUCGGCAGUCUGUUGAACUGAACUCCAUCGCCUUCCUGUUUGAUGGGCGCAGACUUAGGGCUGAGCAGACUCCAGAUGAGCUUGAGAUGGAGGACGGUGAUGAGAUUGAUGCAAUGCUGCACCAAACUGGAGGAAGUCCAUGAACGCCUUCAACUGCAGAUGCAAUUCUGCUAUAGAAUGAAAAGCCAUGGAAAAUGGAGAUAUAGACUGCUGAGUUUCUUAUCUCGCUUUAUAUAUCACAAAGUUUCUGUAAAUAAGAAUGGAUCUGAUGCAAACUCUAAAUUAGACCUGAGGUUUUUGAUUGUCGAUGAUGUUUUAAGUGGAGUUCUAUAGCAUGGUUGUGGAAGCCUUUGUUUUGUCAUGAUUCUAUGGUAUCAGUUUGACUCUUUGUUGAGAUUGGUUCUACAAAUAUGCUGUUGGUAACCACAUUGUUGGCCUUCUGGGAAAAGGAUCUCAAAAUUUGAGUUGUGAGCGCCA